AUGGCCGAAGGAAGUGCGAGAGCGACAUCGCAGCCUGACGGGCACCGGAUUACUAUUCGUGCCUCAGCAUUAACAAGAGCAACAAACACAAUUACCUACACAAGCACGGAGCACAGUACCCGGCACAGUACAGCCUUGCUGAAUCAGCCUCGGCUAAGUGUCACUGUCGCGACGGACUUCGGGAAUACGGACGACGCUAGAGCAGCUCCGGAAAGGGCCGGCCAGCAGUGCUCUUCAGACUUCAACAUCAGCAAAAACAGCCGACGGGAUGGGCCUAUCAGCGCGCAGCAUGGUCCCAAGGACGAUGGCACACUAGGGACGACCCUUGAAACCAAGCCAUCGGGAUCUGAGGCGGGCGGCUAUGCCAAAGCGAGGGCGCGAAGAGACAGAAGAGGCGCAAUGGACGGACGAGACGAGACCAGACGGGACCACCAGACGAGACCAGACGAGACGAACGAGAGGGAGGGGGAGAGGGAGAGGGAGAGAGAGAGGCGCGCGGGCACGGUGAAGGGAGGCGCGGCGCGGCGGGGAUCAUCGAUGGAGCAUGUUAUACAUCAGCCUCUCAUCGCCAUCUCACGCUCGACGCCGUUGCGGAGGUUAUUGGCCAUUGUCUCCUCCAUAGCCCUCGACGACUCGAAUGCAGCGCGGAGACGGGCUCUGCCCCGGCGCACCUGA
This is a messenger RNA of Amorphotheca resinae ATCC 22711, 675 nucleotides long. RefSeq lists its product as hypothetical. Bases 1 to 675 code for a protein of 224 amino acids. The transcript is spliced from 3 exons. The record is from RefSeq and is a predicted model, not a curated record. Lineage: Eukaryota; Fungi; Ascomycota; Leotiomycetes; Helotiales; Amorphothecaceae.